Messenger RNA from Acanthosepion pharaonis, 780 nucleotides. NCBI's taxonomy places the organism in Eukaryota, Metazoa, Mollusca, Cephalopoda, Sepiida, Sepiidae. The record is from the annotation of a GenBank genome assembly.
AUGUGUGCAUAUAUAUUUCACUUUAGUAAAUUCUAUCUAUCUAUCUAUCUAUCUAUCUAUCUAUCUAUCUAUCUAUCUAUCUGUCUUUCUGUUUCUUUCUUAGCUCUCACUCACUCUUCUCUUCGUUCCUUUAACCCCGUCUGUAUGCCUGUCUCCCUUAUCCCUUCUUUUCUCUUUUCUCCUUUCAUGCGAGAGAGAAUAAGAGCUCAUCUCCACACUCUCUACUCUUCUUCCACGCCCUCGUUUUCCCUCUAUUCUAUCUCCAUUCUCUUUCGCCUUCUGUCUCUUUCUUUCUCUCAGCCUUCAUUCACUCCUUUUUCGCUUCCUUCUCAUUCUCUCCCUCCAUCUAAUUUCACAAAGAGUUUUUUUCCUUUAAAAUUCGUCUUUUUAUUUUUGUUUGUUUCUUACUUUGUUUGUUUGAUUCUUCUUUCUUUCUUUCUUUCUUUCUUUCUUUCUUUAUUUCUUUCUUUCUUUCUUUCUUUCUUUCUUUUCUUGUUUCUUUCUUUACUGUUUCCUUUUGGUUCUUAUUACACCAGUUCUUUCUUUCUUUCUUUCUUUCUUUCUUUCUUUCUUUCUUUCUUUCUUUCUUUCUUUCUUUUGUUUUUUUUAUUACACCCGUUCUUUCUUUCUUUCUUUCUUUCUUUCUUUCUUUCUUUCUUUCUUUCUUUCUUGUUUCCUUUUGGUUUUUAUUACACCUGUUCCUUCCUUCUUUCUUUCUUUCUUUCUUUCUUUCUUUCUUUCUUUCUUUCUUUUCUUUCUUUCUUUCUUUCUUUCUUUUGA